ACUCCAGCAGAAAAGAAAAUGUGUAUAAAAGAUCUGGUUUGUCCAGUGUGGGGACCAAACCAGCUACCACACACCUCACACUUCAACAGCCAACUCUAGUCCAGCUACAGCAAUCAUGUACACAUCCGUCUUUGCCGUACUUCUCUUGGCCACCGCCGCCCUCGCUAGCAACUAUGGCUACGGCCAAGGUGGCUACGGCUACGGUGGAUUCGGUGGAUUGGGCGGAUUCGGUGGAGGCUUUGGUGGAGGCUUUGGUGGAUUGGGAGGCUUCGGUGGCAUCGGAGGCUUCGGUGGAAUUGGAGGAGGUUUUGGUGGAAUUGGAGGAGGCUUCGGUGGAAUCGGUGGAGGCUUUGGUGGAUUAGGAGGAUACGGAGGUUACGGACAUGGAGGAGGUCACGGUUACCUCCCUGUCAUCUACGGAAAGGGAUACAACAACUACUAUUGAUCUGAUUCAUCAAUUGACCGACAAUGCAAGAUUAUUUGCAGCUAGUUAUUAAAACAAUAGCAGAUUUUAUAGUGGAAUAAAUUAUUUUAUUUUGAAAACAAAAA
Molecule: messenger RNA, 549 nt
Organism: Physella acuta
Lineage: Eukaryota; Metazoa; Mollusca; Gastropoda; Physidae
Source: RefSeq, a predicted model, not a curated record